This is a messenger RNA of Exaiptasia diaphana, 1265 nucleotides long. Its product is annotated as orexin receptor type 1-like. Gene Ontology annotation, biological process: G protein-coupled receptor signaling pathway. The record is from RefSeq and is a predicted model, not a curated record. The coding region runs from base 124 to 1119 and encodes 331 amino acids. Gene Ontology annotation, molecular function: G protein-coupled receptor activity. The transcript has a single exon. Gene Ontology annotation, cellular component: membrane. Lineage: Eukaryota; Metazoa; Cnidaria; Anthozoa; Actiniaria; Aiptasiidae.
GAUAUUCCCGCUAUUAAAGUGAUCGGAAUUCAAGUGUGUCAUGUCUCAUCUGCGCUCCGCGCUGGUUUUCAAGUUUGGCGAAUAGAAAAAGGGAAAGAAAACAAAAGAAAAAGAAGGAAAAAAAUGAAUGAUACAAGCUGCUUCUAUGAUAUCAUCAACAUCAAGUUACCAACUUACCGAACCAUCAUGGUUGCAAGCUACGUUUUAAACUCGCUUGUUUCUCUAUCAUUGAAUUCUUUGGUUAUUCUGACAAUAUGGAAAACGCCCACACUUCAUAAGCCUUCUUUUAUCUUACUGGGAMAUCUUGCCUUCACUGACAUGGUCGUUGGAUUGUUUUGUGAUCCAAUGAUGGUAGUUACUAACAUAUCAGCUCUCACGGACUUGGUGCAUGUGUUCUGUUUUACAUGGAUAGCCGGACGUUAUUGCGGAUAUUACAUGGGUGCUAUGUCUCUCUUUACAUUGACAUUAAUAAGCAUUGAUCGAUUGUUUGCUAUAAUCUUAAAAACCAGGUACAGGAGCAUUGUCACUUCUAAAAGAAUAAYUAAGAUUUUGAUCGCCUGGUAUCUGGGAACARGUUCUGCCGCCUUUUGUAUCAUGUUCUUUCAGGCACCUCUUAUCCCCUCAGCGAUAUUUGUUUGCUCCUAUAUUUUCUUGUCGCUUGUGAUCAUCACAUCUUGUUAUGGGAUUUGCUUUUAUAAACUGAAAAAACUUGCAUCUCCAAUUAUUCCUAAGUCGAACCGAAAGCAGGAUCAGUCGACACGUAAAAACGACAACAAUGGAUUUCACGUUCAAACUUAUAAAAGAUCUUUAAAAACUAUGCUUCUUGUUUUCCUGACAAUCAUGAUGUUUUACUUGCCGUAUCUCAUUGGAAUUGGUACAGUGGCGGCAAUUCACGUGCGUUUAGCAAAUGCUGCCCAAAGUAAAUACAGAAUGCUGACUUACCUGCUCAGCACCGGCGGUGAACUAUUGGUUUUUGUGAAUUCGUCUUUGAAUCCAAUAUUGUACUUAUGGAGAAUGAAUGAUCUACGUAAAGCUGCCAUCAUGAAGCUAAAAGCUCUUUUCGGUCAAAGUUCUUCACGCAAUAGCAAUUCUCAGGAGCCCAUGGAAAGGGUAACCUAAAGAAAAUUACAUCGAGUACUUACUAGUGAUAUAAGUAUAUCCAUUUUCUAUAAUUGCAUCAYUUCUUGCGGCUUUGAAGUGACGUUAUUAAUAGUCUAAGGGAUCGAUUGGGUUAGCGAAUAUUGUACCCGUAGCCAACAAUGAAU